Molecule: messenger RNA, 1761 nt
Organism: Aspergillus steynii IBT 23096
Lineage: Eukaryota; Fungi; Ascomycota; Eurotiomycetes; Eurotiales; Aspergillaceae
Product: putative siderochrome-iron transporter
Exons: 3
Coding region: 1-1761 (586 amino acids)
Biological process (GO): transmembrane transport
Molecular function (GO): transmembrane transporter activity
Source: RefSeq, a predicted model, not a curated record
AUGAAUCGUCCUCAGCCUUUCUUGGAUCCUUCACAGGACGCCAGCACGACGCCUGCGCCCGAUCCUGAGAAAAAUGGCAUCCCUGUCUCCAACGAGAACCACUCCCAGGAGGGUCUGGAUGAGACUCCCGGGGAAAAGUCAACUGGAGUCAACAAGGCCGAGGCGGCGGCGCUGGUCUGGAGUAAACAGGCUCUAUAUGCCAUGUACGCCUGGAUCUGGGUGUGCUUUUUCAUGCUGGCUUUCCACUCCUCAAUCGGUCUCAACGUGCUCGUCCACGCGUACGCCAAUUUCCAAACCGCCCCCGAGAUCUCCACCGCCGCUAUCCUGGCCACCGUCGUCGGCGGCGUCAUGAAGCUUCCCAUUGCCAAGGUGCUUAACAUCUGGGGCCGUGCCGAGGGCAUGCUCAUCUUCACGGGUCUGUUCCUGCUGGGAAUCAUCAUCCUGGCGUCCUGCACUGGUCCGAGUGGCUUUGCUGCGGGAUACGUGCUGUACUGGGUUGGGUAUAAUGCGAUCUACCUGAUCCUUGACGUCUUUCUGGCUGAUACGUCGGGUCUUCGGAAUCGGGCGUUUGCGUUUGGAUUCUCGAAUACGCCCUUCAUAUGCACGGCGUUUACGGGCCCAUUGGCUGCGCAGUCGUUCUUGAAUAUGUCGACGUGGCGCUGGGCGUAUGGUGCUUUUGCGAUUAUCUUCCCUGUAGUGCUAGUGCCGCUUGCUGUUGCUUUCAAGUUCUAUGAGCGCAAAGCCAAGAAGAUGGGCUUGUACGUGCCCGAACAGAGCAACCGGACCUGGACGCAGUCGAUCAUGCACUACAUUCACGAGUUUGAUGUCAUCGGCGCCUUCCUCCUCAUGGCGACAUUCAUCCUGCUCCUCCUCCCCUUCAGCCUGGCGACCUACGGCCGCGCGCAGUACAAAUCCGCCACCUUCAUCGCGAUGCUAGUCGUCGGAUUCUGCCUCUUCUUCGUGUUCAUCGCCUGGGAGCGCUUUUUCGCCCGCAAGCAAUUCAUCCGCUACGAUCUGCUCAAGCAGCGCACUGUCCUCGGCGCCUGCCUCCUCUCCGCCAUCCUCAACCUCGGCUACGCCACCUGGGACCUCUACUUCCUCAACUUCUGCAUGGUGGUGUACGACCUCAGCGUCUCGAACGGCGGCUACAUGAACCAGAUCUAUAACAUCGGGUCCUGCUUCUGGGCCCCCCUCUUCGGUAUAUACAUUCGGCAGACUCGCCACUUCAAGAACGCGUGUCUCUACUUCGGACUGCCGCUGAUGAUCCUGGGCUCGGGCCUGAUGAUCCAUUUCCGCGGUGAGCACGAUAAUAUCGGGUAUAUCGUGAUGUGUCAGAUUUUCAUCGCCUUUGCGGGUGGCACCCUGGUCAUUGGGCAGGAUAUGGCCGUUAUGGCUGCAGCGGACCAUGAGGGCGUGCCGAUGAUGCUGUCGAUUCUGGGUCUGUUUGCGAGUUUGGGUGGUGCUGGAGGUAAUGCCGUUGCGUCGGCAGUCUAUACCAAUGUGUUCCCGAAUAAGUUGGUCGAGGGGCUGCCGGCUUCGGCGCAGUCGGAUUGGGUCGAUAUCUAUAUGGGUGGAUAUCUGUCUCAGAUGACGUAUCCGAUGGGAUCGGAGAUCAGAACCGCGAUCAAUAAUGCCUGGGGAGAUAGCCAGAAGUAUAGCUGCAUUGCUACGACGGCGGUUCUGGCUCUGGGUUUCCCGUGCAUUCUGGUCUGGAAGAAUCUGAGUGUGGAUAAGAAUCAGAAUAAGGGUGUGAUGCUGUAG